CCUCAGACCCGAGGAUCCAAGGAUCGCAAUCAACAGCCUUCCGACGGCAUCGGAUUUGCAUCCUGGAGCAUGGUGACAGCGAUGUUUGUAGGAGAGAUCGUGGCGUGGCUUGCAUUGUCCUUUGGUGGAGCUGUUAGUGGCUUUCUCUGCCUCUUUCUGGGAGCCAUCUUUUCGAAUGGCAUUGGGCAGCUUACUGGCAUUGGCUCAGCUGGUGGGGCGCAGGCUUUGAGCAUGCUGACAAUGAUAACCGUACCAUGUGGUCUGCUUGUCACCGUCGCAGCCGCGCUAGUCAGCGUGCUGCUCCCGUCUUCUUGGGAGCAGAAGGUGCAGUUCAUGCUUUGGGCCAACCUGGGCCUUGCAUCCCUAUUCUUGCUUUAUGCCAUGGUGAGCACUUGGCCCGGAUUCUAUAUGCAAGAACGAGGAAGAAGUGGACAAGAACGACUCACUGCCGAAGAGGAAGCCCCUUCGGCUGAGUGA
This is a messenger RNA of Symbiodinium necroappetens, 477 nucleotides long. NCBI's taxonomy places the organism in Eukaryota, Dinophyceae, Suessiales, Symbiodiniaceae. The record is from the annotation of a GenBank genome assembly.